Molecule: messenger RNA, 1549 nt
Organism: Cynocephalus volans (Philippine flying lemur)
Lineage: Eukaryota; Metazoa; Chordata; Mammalia; Dermoptera; Cynocephalidae
Gene: FRAT1
Product: FRAT regulator of WNT signaling pathway 1
Exons: 1
Coding region: 116-946 (276 amino acids)
Biological process (GO): positive regulation of canonical Wnt signaling pathway
Cellular component (GO): cytoplasm
Source: RefSeq, a predicted model, not a curated record
CCCGGCCCCGGCUUCGGCCUCAGCCGCGCGCCCGGCUCUGCCGUGGCCUUCCCAGCCCGCGGGCAGCCGAGCCGCCAGCGACGCCCGCCGAGCUCCGGGAGCCCGGGCGGGGGCCAUGCCGUGCCGGAGGGAGGAGGAAGAGGAAGCCGGCGAGGAAGCGGAGGGGGAGGAGGAGGAGGACAGCGACAGCUUCCUCCUGCUGCAGCAGUCGGUGACGCUGGGCGGCUCGGGCGAGGUGGACCGGCUGGUGGCCCAGAUCGGCGAGACGCUGCAGCUGGACGCGGCGCAGGACAGCCCGGCCUCCCCGCACGCGCCCCCGGGGCCGCCGCUGCAGCCCCCGGCGGCGGUGCCGGCGGACAAGGCCCGUUCUCCGGCCGUGCCGCUGCUGCUGCCACCCGCGUCGGCCGAGGCGGUGGGCCCGGCGCCCCCGGGGGCCGUGCGCUGCGCCCUCGGGGACCGUGGCCGUGUGCGGGGCCGGGCUGCGCCCUACUGCGUGGCCGAGCUCGCCGCUGGCUCCAGCGCACUUUCCCCACUGUCCCCUCAGCCUGGCUUUGAUGGGCCUCCGGGAGCUGGCCAGCGGGGUGUCCCGCAGCCGCUGUCGGGCCCGUGCCGGCGAGGAUGGCUCCGGGGCGCCGCAUCCUCCCGCCGACUGCAGCAGCGCCGCGGGUCCCAGCCCGAAACCCGCACAGGGGACGACGACCCGCAUCGGCUCCUGCAGCAGCUCGUGCUCUCGGGAAACCUCAUCAAAGAGGCCGUGCGGAGGCUCCAUUCGCGACGGCUGCAGUUACAUGCAAAGCUUCCCCAGCGUCCGCUCCUGGGGCCUCUGUCGGCCCCGGUGCAUGAGCCCCUUUCACCCCUCAGUCCUCGUGCGGCCUGCAGUGACCCUGGAGCGUCCGGGAGGGCGCAGCUGAGACCUGGCGACGGUGUUCUUGUCCCUGGCAGCUAACACAGCCGAGGUGGCCACAGCGUCAGCCUCUGACUGGAGGGCAAGGGAUUCCCCCGAGUGCGGCAACCCCUGCUCAAACUGCUGAACUCGCGCUUUUGGAAACGGAGAAAAUAAGCUAAUGAAGACGAGGAACCGAAAAAUCGCGAAUGUUUUCGCAGGGAACUGAGGUCGAGGGCCCGGAUCUGUUUGAAAUGCAGGACAGGGUUGGCCCUACUUAAGGCAGAUUUGACAGAGCGCGCCCCGAGCGCACAGUCAGUAGGACUCCGUGGGGCGUGGCCCGACCCGGCCGCGCAGCCUCUCAGGGCGCUCCAGCCGCAGUCCACGCUUCUCAGGGUCGCCGAGCCCCGGAACGACGGAGAAUGAUCCCAAUUACUUGCUUUACCUUUUCAGGGCUGGUUCCUGAUCCUCUUGGGGGGCGGGGAAGAUGAGCAAACGAUAAUUUCAGGGAGCACCCCAAUCUGCCAGACUUGAAAAUUUACGACACUUAAAAAAAAAACACAUCUCACGUCUUUGGGGUUGCUGGUUCUUAAUAUAAAACACGCGGUACCAUGAAAGGACCCUCUCGGGGUUGAAUAGGAGUAACCUUCAUCUCUGCUCUCUGCA